UUUUUUUUUGAUAAAGAAAAUUGCCUAUGCAUAUGAUAUUGUUUUUGUUUACAAAGUUAUCCUAGAAAAAUAUUAAGUUACUUUUUGAAAAUUAUUGUAAUAAUUAAUUAGAGGACGAUAGAACCAAGUGAACUUUAGGCUACAUUGCGUUAUAAUAACUUAAUACCUACCAAAUUUACACAUUGUUUAUUCUUUCAAACUUUUCACAGCAUGGAUUUAAGUAGGUUAUAAUACGAUACCACGAAGUUUGAUCGCAAAAAUAUGAGCGAUAACUAUAAUUCGUUGCUAUAGAAACAUUAUGAAAAGAAGUAAUUGUUUGGUCGAAGUCUGUGAAGAUUUUGAUUGCUCAUCGAAACGUAUUAAAACUAGUUAUAUCGAAGGUAAUAGUUCGAAGAUGUUUAGGAAUACAAUUUGGUAUCGCUCGCUGCUGGAUGCGGAGAAGUCAUGUCUUAAGGAGGAUAAAUUAAAAAAGAUUCAUUAUAAGUUUCAAGAUGACAAGGAGAUGGUGGAAGAGUAUAAUGUAGACACGCAGGUUUUAUUGCGCCGUGCUUGGAAAGUAAAGGGAAAACUUGGGGGAGAGGGAAAAUGGGAUGUAGAAAUUGGCGAUCCAAUGCCUGAUGCAACUCCUCACAUUGAAGGAAUUGGUGCUGAAAUCAUGGAGAGUAAGGAUCAGCCCACUUGGAAAGCCUCAGCAGGGAGUUCAUUCCACAAUCGGAGAGGUCCAUGGGAGGAAAUUCCUCUGAAACCAAACUGUGCGGGACCAUUUGGGCUUCAAUGUGUGAGCGUGAACUACCUGUCGAUGGCGAGCAGUGCAGUGAUAGAAAAUGGCCGUGGGCAUCAUAUUAAACAAUUCUGCCCAAAAUUAACAAGGCGCAACACAAGAAUAAACUUGGAAUGGAGAAUCCGAAACUUACCAUAUCCUAUUGAAACAUAUUCUGUUAGUGCCAACAAUGAUGAAAGAUGUAUUGUUAUCCGGACAACCAAUAAAAAAUACUUCAAAAGGCUACAAUACAAAAAACCUCAGCAGCUGUUGGACAUGGAUAAAGAGUGGUAUCUAGAGCUGAACAGAGUGAAGCCUAUCAAAGAUAUCCCGAAUGAUUGCAAAACACAAUAAAACUUUAAUAUAAUAUUAUUAUAAUUCAAAUCUGUUUUAUUUAUGUUUUAAAUCAAGUAGAGGACUUAUUACUGAGGACUAAUGAAGAGGUCUUUGUUCAAUAGGUACCUAUAUUUAGUAGAAGUCUUUUGGCUGAUAACAAUAAAGAAUGAUAACAUCAUCACGCCUUUUAUCCCCGAAGGGGUAGGCAGAGGUGCAUGUUAUGCCACUGUACUAUGUACACCCACUUUUCACUAUUCAUAUUAUGAGUACCAUGUAAUAGGGGGUGAGUCUAUUGAUAUAUACCGGGUACAAUUUCCAGACUCCUUGCUACUACUGAGAUUUUUUUUAAAUCCCAGUAAUACUUUGCCCAACCCGGGAAUCGAACCCGAGACCCCUUGCCCGGCAAUCGCAGUUGCGACCACUCUGCCAAUGAGGCAGUACUAUAUGCAUAACAAAUAUAUGAGUAAAAGCUAAAAAUGAAACAAAAGUUGUCCUUAAAAUUAUUUUAUUUACACUUAAAAAUACACCUUAGUGAUACUCCAAAAAUGGAGAAUCAAGCACUUAUGAAUAGGUCUACAGACUAAUCAUCAACAACUAAACUUUUUGCUAUUUUCUUCAAUUCCUCAUCAUCAUCGUCUUUGUCAAGUAAACCUUUGGAAGCUAAAUAUUCCCCAUACUGUUUAGGAAUGCCCAUAAAUGUUUUUAUUUUAGCUCUCAACUGUUUCCAGGUCUCUUGGUAAUAGUUUUUCUUAUCUCUUUCCAUAGCUUUGUAAUCAUGACCAUAUUUAUCUAGUAAAUAUGUUAUAAAUUCAACUUGUCCUUUAGGCAACCUGAAAUGAAGAGAGUAAAGUUACAAAUUGUUAUGA
Spodoptera littoralis (African cotton leafworm) is the source of this 1962-nucleotide messenger RNA. Lineage: Eukaryota; Metazoa; Arthropoda; Insecta; Lepidoptera; Noctuidae. The record is from the annotation of a GenBank genome assembly.